Molecule: messenger RNA, 1149 nt
Organism: Aspergillus campestris IBT 28561
Lineage: Eukaryota; Fungi; Ascomycota; Eurotiomycetes; Eurotiales; Aspergillaceae
Product: ankyrin repeat domain-containing protein
Exons: 1
Coding region: 373-1056 (227 amino acids)
Molecular function (GO): protein binding
Source: RefSeq, a predicted model, not a curated record
GUAGGAAAAUGCGACACUAUUGAUUCUCUGAGGCGCCAACGUGAACACCCAAGACGACGGCGGGCAAACCCCAUUGCACCAGGCAGCUCUGCACGGACUGGAAGAGAUCGUGGAUAUUCUGAUACGAAGCGGAGCAGAUAUUGAUGCGAUGACUGCAGGUCACGAAACCGCACUGCACCUAGCCUGUGUGAACGGCCACGCUGCCGUGAUUGAUGUCCUUCUGAAAGCCAGGGCUGAUGUGACCGCACAAUUAAACCGAGGAUCGCCAAUACACUUGUCACUGGGGCGCUUGUCGACCGAACCAACAACGCACCUAUUACUCACCCAAGGGCCCACAUCGAUGACAGAGAACUCGACGGAGUAACCCCUCUGAUGUUCGCUGUUGACCUCAGACAAGACCCCCUCAUAGAGCUUCUAGUCCGUGGUGGGGCAAACGUGGACGCAGUGCCCACGCCCAGCAGAAAGACGGCGCUCCACAUCGCUGCUCAGCAGGGUCUGGACGUCACCACCCUCCAAAUAUUAAUGGACCACGGAGCAGAGCUCAAUGCUAGGGGCGAGCGGCCCCAAGGUGAGACUCCGUUGCACAUCGCAGCCCAGCACGGCCAGCACACCGCUGUACAGUUCUUGCUCGCGUCAGGAGCGGACGUGCGGGCUUGCGACGCCAAUGGCGAGACGGUGCUGCACCGCGCUGCCGUUCCCUGGGAGGCAAGUGUGGCAAUGUGGCUUCUGGACCAAGGCGCCGAUAUUGACGCCACGACACAUGACGACACGACGCUCUCGUUGACGGCCCUCUGUGGGGAGAACAAGGCGGUCGAGGCUAAGAUACAGGAAGGCGCCUCCAGCGACGAUGUCAACCGAGCGCUGCUCUUCGCAGCUGGCGGUGGUCAUGUCGGUGUGAUGGAGACUCUGGUCCGUGCUGGAGCUUACUCGGAACAUGAGCAGAAUCGUGUCCGUUAUAUAUGUUUGCAGAGAGAAACCAGGUGUCCGCGGUACAGUGGCUGUGCGCAGCUGGUGCUGAUAUCAUGGCGCGAAAUGAUAGAAGUGAGAUGGCCUUAAAUGCUGCUUGUUUUGGGGGGUAUUUGGAAGUUGUCGAAGUGCUUCAUGAGGCGACAUAAUCUGGGGUCGGUUCUGUAUGGCUUCCUUGAUUUU